AUGGAAUUUAUGGGUGGAGAGUCGGCGAAUCCGAGAAAGAGGCCAUAUCGUGCUGAAGAUGAGAAUAACGAAGAUAGUGGGAUGGCCACUGCUGCGGAAGGUUUCUUCGAAGCACUUUGGGAAGCUGGUGUCACCCAUUGUUUUGUCAAUCUAGGCAGCGAUCAUCCGGCCAUGUUGGAAGCGAUGAUCAAGGCAAAGCAAGAAAAUUCGUCCAAGUUCCCUACCAUAAUUACUUGCCCUUCCGAAUUGGUCGCCUUGUCAGCAGCUCUGGGGUAUGCUCAAGUCACAGGAAUUCCGCAAUGUGUAAUAGUGCAUGUGGACUGCGGUACUCUCGCCAUGGGACAAUCUAUCCAUAACGCCUCAGUGGGCAGAGUGCCGGUUCUGUGUUUUGCUGGACUAAGCCCCUUCACCCAGAACGGCGAGCUUCUCGGCUCAAGGACAGAAUUCAUUCAUUGGCUGCAAGAUGUGCCUGACCAGGCGGCAAUAGUUCGGCAGUAUUGCAGGUACUCGGGUGAAAUUAAGACUGGCCGUAAUAUCAAAGAGAUGGUCUAUAGAGCUUUGCACUUUGCAAUGUCCGACUCUAAGGGACCAGUAUAUCUUACGGCCGCAAGGGAGGUGCUCGAAGAACAUGUGGAUAGGCAAUAUCUUGGGGAGGAGACACUCAGUCCAAUCGUUCCCAGCGCAUUGCCCGAAUCAGAGGUUGAACUGAUUGCACACGCGCUCAUAAAUGCAAAGAAACCACUUGCUAUCGCAGGAUAUCUCGGUCGUAAUCCGCAAGCCCCGCCCUUGUUAGCAGAGCUCUGUGACAAGCUACCAAUCAAUGUCCUUGAGUCAGUUGGGUCCGAUAUGAGCAUGCGCACAGAUCACGAAGCCUAUAUUGGCGUUACCAUCACCACACACCCGGCGGUCUGUGAGGCAGAUGUUAUCUUAAUACUGGACUGCGACGUGCCUUGGAUUCCUACCGCGGGCAAACCACAGAAGGGCACGGCGAUAUUUCACUUUGAUAUUGACCCGCUUAAGCAACAAAUGCCGCUGUUCUCGAUCAACGCAACUCGCAGGCUAAAAGUCAGCUGUGAGGUUGCACUCCGGCAACUAAAUGCGUAUAUCGAUAAGCAAUGUAUUGAAAGAGCAAGUUAUGCUAUGGCAUUCGAGGCGCGCGCGAAUCGCUAUUUGCGCUGGAGGGAGGAUCUACGAGCCCUGGAGUCCCCUUCAGCGGACGGCACGAUUCGUGUUCCGUACCUCGCCUCCAGACUGCGACACCACCUUCCGGAUGAUACGGUUUACCUUGUUGAAGCCGUUAGCAACGCAGGUCUCAUUAUUCAACAUCUUAAUUUGACACAGCCGGGAACCCUCGUUGGAAGCGGCGCCGGUGGCCUAGGGUGGGGGGGAGGUGCGGCAUUAGGUGUCAAGCUAGCCAAGCCCGACUCGUUUAUCUGUGCAAUCGUUGGGGAUGGAACAUUCCUCUUCUCGCAAAUGGAGAGUGUCUACUGGAUUGCUAGGCGGUAUGCGCUCCCAUUCCUCCUGGUCGUGCUAAAUAAUGGAGGAUGGAACGCACCGAAGGUGUCAGCAUUGCUUGUACACCAGGAAGGGUUGUCUUCGAAGUCCAAUAGGCGAGAUCUUAAUAUAUCCUUCGAGCCAUCCCCUGAUUACCCAGGGAUUGCCACUGCAGCCGGUACGGCUUGGGGUGUCACACUGAAGGAACAAGAUAGGCUAGACUCAGCUAUUCAGGAAGCUGCUAAUGUUGUCCGAGGAGGCAAAUGUGCAGUCAUUGAAGUUUCAGUUCCGUCAGCGGCUUGGGAUUGA
Messenger RNA from Aspergillus pseudotamarii, 1803 nucleotides. RefSeq names its product putative thiamine pyrophosphate enzyme. The transcript has 15 exons. NCBI's taxonomy places the organism in Eukaryota, Fungi, Ascomycota, Eurotiomycetes, Eurotiales, Aspergillaceae. The record is from RefSeq and is a predicted model, not a curated record. Gene Ontology annotation, cellular component: acetolactate synthase complex; mitochondrion. Gene Ontology annotation, biological process: L-valine biosynthetic process. Gene Ontology annotation, molecular function: flavin adenine dinucleotide binding; acetolactate synthase activity; magnesium ion binding. The coding region runs from base 1 to 1803 and encodes 600 amino acids.